AUGCGCUCCAUCAUCAAAAUCUUAGGAAUAUGGUCUAGUAUAUCAAGACAAUUUAAACAUAUACAGAUCAAUCUCGCAGCGCAGUUGGACUCCGCUAGUGCUAAUACUCAUUCUGAGCAGACAGUUAGUGAAAAUUCAAGCGAUCGUUUUGGAGAAGAACUUCAAAGAUCAGAGGCUAAUAUUAGGAAUACCUUUGAUUUGAAGUAUUUUGAAUCGGUUUUAUCUUUUGACCAACUGAAUGAAUACAAGUGGGAUAAGUUGGUUGAUUCAUGCAGUUCAGUGCAGCGUAAAAGGCCUAAGAUUUUCAACAGAAAUAUUGGACUCAAGAAAAAUUUAGAUUUGGAUUUUUUGGGGAGACCGAAAGAAGAAUUGAGUGGUAACCGAAUUUUCGAAAGUUAG
This is a messenger RNA of Trichobilharzia regenti, 399 nucleotides long. Lineage: Eukaryota; Metazoa; Platyhelminthes; Trematoda; Strigeidida; Schistosomatidae. The record is from the annotation of a GenBank genome assembly.